Messenger RNA from Rubroshorea leprosula, 971 nucleotides. The record is from the annotation of a GenBank genome assembly. NCBI's taxonomy places the organism in Eukaryota, Viridiplantae, Streptophyta, Magnoliopsida, Malvales, Dipterocarpaceae.
AACAAAGAUGUUACACUUGUUCCCACAAUUCAAUGGUUCAUCAUUUCGUGUCUGUGAACUUUUGGCAAGGCCCAAUCAUUUGGCCUAUGGUCAUAUCCACUCGCACACACGGUUACAAAAAACCUGUAAUCUCUAAGGGUUGGAUACCCUUUGUCCGCAAAAAUCAGUUGGAGGUCGGUGAUGUAGUCACAAUCCUCAGGGAAGAAGACGAAGCAGGAAUCUGGUAUCGGAUUGAGAUCGAGAGAGGGAGCAAGCCACUUCCUGCUUUGUUUCGUGAACUUGAAGAGCAGCAGGUGCCAAUAUUUCCGACCAGUAAUGCCAACGGGGGAGUUGCAGACAAUAAUGUCAAUGUGGGGGUCGUUGCAGCCAACAUCCUUACCAUCAAACAAGAGACGCAACUGGCCCCUGCAAAUGUUCCGCCGAUUGCUCAGAAGGCUGAAGAGCUCAGUCUGAAGCCAGAUGACGUGAAUUUAAGGUUCACACUGGACAAGGGUCAGCAAACACCCAUGUUUGGUGGUACACUUCCCUCUCCAGUAGAAGAGGAACUCAAGAGCACUGGCGGCGUGCAGCAGCAAAUGGCCCAUCAAACCCACCAUGAUGAUACUAAAACAACCAAUUUGGACCCAAUUCUUAAUCAAACCAGUGCAGAUGAAUUUCGUCCGAACUUGGACCUGACUCUGGCACCACCUGUGGUGGCUUGUGAAGGAAAUCAGGCGCCUACAAUGGGGUUGUUUGGAACUGAGGUAGAAACCUUCAAUCCAAGGAUUGUUUUGAAUUUAGAUCUUACUCUUGCACCACCCACAGUAUAUUAGGUGCCUUUAUUUGCCUUUCUUUUUUCGUUUGCCCACACUUCCCAGAUAUUAGCUAGAUUUUUUUAAUAUUCCCCCUUUCUUUUUCUUGAAUAUCCUCGAAAUGUAGUGCUGAAGUUAGUUUAUGUUUACUUGGAAUAAUAAUAUACAUGUUGUUCUGGG